Messenger RNA from Rhizopus microsporus ATCC 52813, 1451 nucleotides. RefSeq names its product Phox-like protein. Gene Ontology annotation, cellular component: intracellular membrane-bounded organelle. The coding region runs from base 14 to 1075 and encodes 353 amino acids. Gene Ontology annotation, molecular function: phosphatidylinositol binding. The transcript has a single exon. NCBI's taxonomy places the organism in Eukaryota, Fungi, Mucoromycota, Mucoromycetes, Mucorales, Rhizopodaceae. The record is from RefSeq and is a predicted model, not a curated record.
UCUUUCUUCACUGAUGAGUGAAGUCGUUCAAGCCAUCUACAUUCGAGAAACUGAAACUCGACAACAACCUAAACCACAUACAGUUUACAAGAUUGAAGUACAUGCUGCGGUGCGCAAUUGGUUUGUCUGGAAACGAUAUUCAGAAUUUGAGAAAUUAGACACCAUGUUUCAAACCAUAUUCCCUAAACAUACACGGCCUGUUUCACUACCGCCCAAACAUUACUUUCCUCGGACCUUCAAUGAUCCAGAAAGGAUCGAAGAGCGACGACGAGGACUUGAGGCUUACUUGCGAGGUAUUCUGAGCAGCCGAGACGAUCGAUGGAGAUUGACAGAUAUCUGGAGAGAGUUUUUAGCUAUACCAAACAACAAUACAUUAUCAACCAAGGAGAUGUACACAUCCGAGAGUUGGCUAGAUGAAUACCAUACGAUGAGCAACACGGCACGAGAAGUCAGAUCGUUGAUGAAUCGAAAACAUACCCAUAUGGCACGUAAUGAAAUAUCAGCAUCACACCAGUGCACAGUACAAGCCAAGAAGCUCCUCGUCUUUUUGUCAGCCAAGUUAUCGACACUUGAAUCCGGACUGAAUAGCUUAUCAGCUAUUUUAUCAGAGGGCGAACUGAGAAGACGACAAGAUAUGGUCUCAUCUCUCAAAGAUGAAAAGGAUGCUCUCAUGCAGCUCGCUAAUACCUCCGCACGCGCCGAUCAGCAACUUGAACAACAAAAGCAGCAGCCUGUCACGCAGGAACGAAAAGCACUAUUUAAUGAAAUCAAACCAGAACGCAAAGGUAUGGGAAGAGCGUUUGGUGCAGCCUACAAAAAACAACUACAAGAGACAGAAGUGACAAGGGGAUUAGAUAAUGAAGGGUUAGUUGUCUAUCAGGACCAGUUGAUGAAAGAACAAGAUCAGCAAAUUGAACAGUUUAGUUCUAUUUUGGCCAGACAAAAGCAAUUGGGUAUUACGAUUGGACAUGAAUUGGAUACACAAAAUCAAUUAUUGGAUGAAUUGGAUGCUGAUGUCGACAGAACUCAAACCAAACUCAAAUUUGCUAAUAAAAAGCUACAAAAGAUAAAAUAAGGAGAACAUUUUUUGUUCUCUUUUUCUUUAUUUAUUUUGAAAGGAGUUUAAGAGGAAAGAAAGGGGGGACACAUUUUUGAUUAACAAUAAAUUUUUUCUUUUUUCUUCCUUUCUUUUUUUUUUUACUUUUUUCUAUUAUGGAGCAAUCUUCUACGACAGCAACAACAACUUCAACAAAACAAGCCAAAAAGGCACCUGGAUUCUUAUUAGGAGUAUCUGAAGAUCGCAAUAAACGAUGUCGUAGAACAAUGGAAGAUGCUCAUACCUUUGUAUUCAAUUACAUGGGUGUACCUCGUCAGGGCUUCUUUGCUAUUUUUGACGGACAUGCUGGAAAGGCAACAGCUGAAUGGUGUGGGAAUAACUUUGAUAAAGUAUG